Triticum urartu is the source of this 1357-nucleotide messenger RNA. Its product is annotated as daphnetin O-methyltransferase 1-like. Gene Ontology annotation, molecular function: O-methyltransferase activity; protein dimerization activity. NCBI's taxonomy places the organism in Eukaryota, Viridiplantae, Streptophyta, Magnoliopsida, Poales, Poaceae. The record is from RefSeq and is a predicted model, not a curated record.
ACAUCAACGAAUUUCCAAAGCAACACAUAGCAACCACACACUCAUCAAGAGAACGGAACAGAGAAGGAAAGGGUCCGGGAGAGCGAUGGCGGCUCAGGCAGACACCAUUGAAGUUCCGACGGACGCUGAGUUGCUGCAGGCGCAGGCUGACCUGUGGCGCCACAGCCUCUACUACCUCUCGUCCAUGGGGCUCCGGUGCGCCGUCCAGCUUGGGAUCCCGACCACCAUCCACCGCCUCGGCGGGUUCGCUUCGCUGCCCGACCUGAUGGCUGAGCUGUCCCUUCCAUCAGUAAAGAUGCCGUUUCUCAGCCGGCUCAUGCGCGUGCUCGUCGCGUCGGGGGUCUUCGCAGCCGACAAAGACUCCGAGUCCGGCGGGGAGCUCUACCGCCUCACCCCGCUGUCGCGCAUCCUGGUGGACGGCGUCGACGCGGAUGAGCACCACAGCCAAAAGUAUUUCGUGCUUGGAGUGACCUCGCCGCAUUGCGCGGAGGCUGCGUUGGGGCUGGCCGACUGGUUCAAGAAGGACCUUGAGCCACCAGUGCCGUCUCCUUUCGAGGACUUGCAUGGCGCCCCAAUCUUUGAUGAGAGAACACCCCUCAUGGAUGAAGAGUUUGACGCCGUUGCCAACCAAGGCUUGGCUGCCCACGACAACCUGGGGAUUGCAACCAUACUUCGCGAGUGCGGUGACAUCUUCAAGGGACUUGAGUCUCUGACUGACUGCUGUGGUGGCGAUGGUACGACGGCGAGGGCUCUCGUCAAGGCUUACCCGCACAUCAAGUGCACCGUGCUGGACCUUCCGAAGGUGAUCGACAAAGCCCCAACUGAUGGCGUCGUUUACUAUGUUGCGGGUGACCUGUUCCACACCGUCCCAUCUUCUCAAGCCGUGAUGCUCAAGCUUGUGCUACACUUUUGGAGCGACGAGGAUUGUGUAAAAAUCUUAACCCAGUGCAAGAAGGCCAUUCCUCCACGCGACGAGGGAGGAAAGGUGAUUAUCAUAGACAUCGUGAUUGGACCUUCCUUAGGACCAAUAAUGUUUGAAGCCCAACUCUUGAUGGAUAUGCUCAUGAUGGUGAACACAAGAGGAGCCCAACGGAGUGAAAAUGACUGGCGCAAGCUAUUCGUGGAAGCAGGGUUCAAAGACUAUAAAAUUGUGAAGAAGCUGGGGGCUCGAUGCGUUAUCGAGGUCUACCCCUAAGAUGUUGCGCUCUAAGGAUAUGAAUAAAAGUGGUGCUUGUUUUUCUAAAUGAUAGCUUCAUGGUUCUUAUAAAGUAGCUCAAGUGUUUGAAUCAGAUGCCUUAAGAUCAAUGUAAAGUUCAUUUAGAGAAGUACUAAAGCGCGCUCUCUCUCUCUCUCUCUC